Molecule: messenger RNA, 1578 nt
Organism: Nipponia nippon (crested ibis)
Lineage: Eukaryota; Metazoa; Chordata; Aves; Pelecaniformes; Threskiornithidae
Source: RefSeq, a predicted model, not a curated record
GGGGCAGGAGGGGGUGCGGGGGACAACUACGACGACCCCCACAAGACGCCCGCCUCCCCGGUGGUGCACAUCCGUGGGCUGAUCGACGGCGUGGUGGAGGCCGAUCUCGUGGAGGCCCUGCAGGAGUUUGGCCCCAUCAGCUACGUGGUGGUGAUGCCCAAGAAGAGGCAAGCCUUGGUGGAGUUUGAGGACAUCCUCGGCGCCUGCAACGCUGUUAAUUACGCAGCCGACAACCAGAUUUACAUCGCUGGUCACCCCGCCUUUGUCAACUACUCCACCAGCCAGAAGAUAUCCCGCCCCGGGGACACGGACGAUUCCAGGGGCGUCAACAACGUCCUGCUCUUCACCAUCCUCAACCCCAUCUACUCCAUCACGACGGAUGUGCUGUACACCAUCUGCAAUCCCUGCGGCCCCGUGCAGAGGAUCGUUAUCUUCAGGAAAAACGGCGUCCAGGCCAUGGUGGAAUUUGACUCCGUGCAGAGCGCCCAGCGAGCCAAGGCGUCCCUCAACGGGGCCGACAUUUACUCCGGGUGCUGCACGCUGAAGAUCGAAUACGCCAAGCCCACGCGCCUCAACGUUUUCAAGAACGACCAGGAUACCUGGGACUACACCAACCCCAACCUUAGCGGACAAGCUCCGAGCAGUCAUUUGCACAUAACCCCGGGGACCGUACUACAGCGGAAGUCCCGAAUGGGCCGUGACCUGCCUCUGCACAUUCCUCACACCACACAGUGUAGAAACCUUUACUGGAGAAAACACGCAGCAUCCAGAAACAAGCAGCAGCUUGAGCUCAUUACAUCAAGGACACAACACCGUGGCCCAAGGACUAUCUACAGCACAGAGAGAGAGAAAGAGGCGCAGCAUGCCACAGCAGACAUUUACCUUUACUUACCAAAUCCAGACCAAACCGAACCCACGAAUGUACACAGAACUAGAAAACACAGCCCAGAGGGUCCUCAAAACAAGCCCAGCAGCGCUCUUACCGGAGACCGGAGUAGAUCUGAGGCCCUCCAAGACCUUAGGAUUGCUCUCAGCACGGUUUGGUUUGGGAGGGCAGUUCCUUUGCUUUACGCUGUUUCUCCUGCAGUCCUCAACUGCCACCAUAUCAGCGCCAAGCGGAGAAAAAAAAACCCUGUCCUCAUGGUCUACGGCUUGGAUCAGUCCAAGAUGAACUGCGACCGCGUCUUUAACAUCUUCUGCCUCUACGGGAACGUGGAGAAGGUGAAGUUCAUGAAGAGCAAGCCGGGGGCGGCCAUGGUGGAGAUGGCGGACGGCUACGCUGUGGACCGGGCCAUCACCCACCUCAACAACAACUUCAUGUUCGGGCAGAAGCUCAACGUCUGCGUCUCCAAGCAGCAGGCCAUCAUGCCCGGGCAGUCCUACGGGCUGGAGGACGGAUCCUGUAGCUACAAGGACUUCAGCGGUUCCCGCAACAACCGCUUCUCCACCCCCGAGCAGGCGGCCAAGAACAGGAUCCAGCACCCCAGCAACGUCCUCCACUUCUUCAACGCUCCCUUGGAGGUGACUGAGGACAACUUCUACGAGGUACGUGGGGGGCUGCGCCGCCCUGUGUCCUAG